Molecule: messenger RNA, 4329 nt
Organism: Stylophora pistillata
Lineage: Eukaryota; Metazoa; Cnidaria; Anthozoa; Scleractinia; Pocilloporidae
Product: ARF GTPase-activating protein GIT2
Biological process (GO): regulation of G protein-coupled receptor signaling pathway; brain development; regulation of ARF protein signal transduction
Molecular function (GO): small GTPase binding; GTPase activator activity
Source: RefSeq, a predicted model, not a curated record
GUGAAGUAAAGAGGGAAGUGGGAGAAGUUCUGUUGUUGUUGCAUGCUUCGCCAUGUCUAAUUGAGGCAUGUCUGCUUAGAUUUUUAGUUUCUUUAUGGCUUAAAUUAUGUCUUUAAGGAUGAAGCUAAGCCCUUCGACAGAGAUCUGUGCCGACUGUAGUGCACCUGGACCAGAAUGGGCAUCUGUAAAUCGAGGCGUGUUUAUCUGCGACGAAUGCUGUAGCGUUCACCGCAGUUUGGGUCGUCAUAUUUCUCAAGUAAAGCAUUUGAGACAUUCUUCCUGGAGUCCAACUUUACAAGCGAUGGUACGACAGCUUGUAACAAAUGGGGCAAACUCAAUUUGGGAACACUCACUUUUGGAUCCAAAUCAGAUGAAGAGUGGAUUAAGGAAACCAAACCAAAAAGACCAUGUUCAUCCCACAAAGUCCACUUUCAUCAAAGCAAAAUAUCAGAGGCUUGCAUUUGUCCCUCGGCUACCUUGCAAAGAUGAUGAUACCAUAACUGUCUCAGACCUUAGUCAGCAACUUCACUCAAGUGUAAGAACAGGAAAUUUAGAGACAUGUUUGAGACUUCUCUCACUUGGUGCUCGCCCGAAUUAUUUUCAUCCAGAUAGAGGCAAUACUCCUCUUCAUGUGGCAGCUAAUGCUGGGCAACCUUUACAGGUGGAACUCCUUAUUGUACAUGGUGCUGAUCCCACAAAGCCGGACAUUAAUGGAAAGACACCUGUGGAUUAUGCCAUGGAGGCUGGUUAUUCAAAUAUUGCGCAGCGACUCAUAGAAGUUCAGUUUGAGCUUACAGACAGACUUACGUAUUAUUUAUGUGGCAGAAGACCUGAUCAUCAAAAUGGCAUUCAUUACCUUAUACCGACCAUGGCAGACAGCCGGCUGGAUUUAUCAGAUGAUGCUCAAAAAGCAAAGUUAAAGCUACAAGCUUUAAGUCAUCAUCUCUUUGAAGAACUGGCAUCUGAUGUGUAUGAUGAAGUAGAUAGAAGAGAGUGUGAUGCAGUUUGGCUAGCAACACAGAAUCACAGUGCUCUUGUUAGUGAUACAACAACAGUGCCAUUUCUUCCAGUUAAUCCUUCAUUCUCUUCAACAAGAAACCAGGGAAGGCAAAAGUUAGCAUUGUUUAAUGCAAAAGAAUUUGCAACAUUAAUCAUUGAUAUACUGAAUGACGCAAGACGGAGAGAACAAGACUCCAAUCCUGACUUAACUCAAGGUUUCGUUGAAUCACACAUUUUCCCAAUUGAAGAAGAUGCAUAUGAUCACGAAUAUGACGAAGUACCAUCCGACGAGGAACCAGUGGAUAAGGAAUCCACGCCGGAGAACCCCUCAGCAAUGACUACUAAAGUGCAGAUCGAAAAGGGAACAACUACAAGCUUUCUGGCUGAUGACUCCGUUCCUUUGGAACGCUAUGUAGCGGUGGAAAGUGCUCUGGCGACAGCUAAUGCUCGAGUACAACAGCUUCUACAAGUUAAUGCGAACCAGAGUCACGAAAUUCAGAAUCUUCAAGCAAUGGUUCAUAAGUUGGAAGACGAAAAUAAGAACUUGAGAAGUCAAUUAGGAAUACUUAAUGGCAGUGAUGACAGUGUGUUUGCGCCGCCAGCUUACCCAGACGUCAGUGACGAAGAGGAUCACGUGGACAUCGAAAACAUAGAACCGUAUGCCGCCCCGGGCUCCCUUUUAAACCGUACUGCUCAACACACUCCCCUAGGGAAGUCUCAGGCCGGGGAAAUGACCAAAACUAAAAAAGUCAAUCCUUACGAUAAUGUAACGGACUCGCCGGAUGACCCGGACGGAGAACGAAGAUAUCUCAAUAUUGAAGAGAUGAGGGAACAUGAGAGAAUGAUUUCUUCGGACAGUCCUUUUGACGAGCAACUGGAUCGGGAGGCUGAGAAGUUGAUCCAUGCUGUGGAUGAUUUGGUCAACGAAGCUACGAAAGAUUCCAAAUCGCAGCCAUCACAAGAGGAUGUUGUGCGGUGCACUGAACAAAUCACCAAAAAAAUUCAGGAACUGUUGCUAUCAGCGCAAGCUGGAAGACACAGCUGUUUUAUUCCCUGUUCAAGUAAUAUUUUCACCGCUGUUAAUGACAUGGCUAGCUUAUUUCCAGAGGACCCAGAUGUGGACAGUAUGCGUGUCUCGCUGCAGCUGAUGAAGAGCAGCGCCGCUAGGCUGCAGGUAGAAUGCAAGAGUGCUGUAUUGCCUGGUAACACGGUAGAUAUGGCGUUUCUCACUCAGCAGGUCAUACAGUGCGCUUACGAUAUUGCUAAAGCUGCAAAACAACUUGUCACCACGUUUUCAGUUGACUAGAAGGUCUUAUUUUCUGAGGAACUGGCAACCAGAGAUUCCACAAAAAGGGUCUCCGCGGCAUCUCUAGGAUUUCUCACUUUGCUGGGAGACGGAGAAAUCAUCUCUGUCUAACAGAGUGCUAUUUGUUUGAAUGAAUGGUUUCAGUUUUAGUCCAGAUACUGAUAUUCUUCAAAUGAUUGGUUCAAGUCAAAGUAGUGCAGCUGAUAUGAAACUUUCCUGUAAUAAUUAGGUUCUACUUUGCCAUUAGGUUUUUUGGAAUUCAGUUGAGUCAUUGUCCAAUUUAUAAGUCUUGUCUGUCAGUCUCUAUUAAUGCCUGGCGAUCCAUUUUCGUAACUCAAAGUUUCCUUUUUUCUCAUUUGAUUCUUGUUUUUUUGUUUGUUUGUAGUGUUUCAUUGAAUAGUUUUUGAUUGGUGGCGCAGUAGAACUUGGUCGUUGUCACAUGUUGCAAUCCAAAGUUGGUUUCUUAGUAAACUUACAGAAAGAUGCAACAGCGUUAUAGUGUGCAUUUUACAUUAGACAAGUUCAUAUAAGUAUUAAAGUCAGAUAUUUAGUAAUGAUAGUAGUUUGUAGUUUAAAUCGUAAAAUUAUGUAAAGUAUUUUCUUAGUGUUGGAAACUUUCUUUCGAAGCAGGUCAAUGUCACUUUCAGGGUAUACCAAAGAAGUCAAUUGCGCCGAAAGGACAGGAAAAUUUCAGACACCCCACUGCUUUUGGAUUUAUUUUAAAUCUCACUAUCGAGCCAUCCCAUAUAAUGGAAAGUUGUGUUAUGGCCGCCAGAAACUGGCUUCAACCUGCUCGGGCUAUUCCAAACUAUCUCGUCCGCGUCAAUGGCCAUAACGCAGAUUUCGCUUUCCUACGCCCGUGGGGCGAGCCUUCUUUUUUUAAACGAAGUAUGGUAUGUCUGAAUUUUGAAAACAAUCACUCGAUAGGCAACCAGUUCAUUGAAGGGUAUAUACAGGAAAGCUUGGACGACUUUUAAUGGAAUUUAUUUUCAUCACAACACUUUUGAACAGGCUGGUCGAUAUAAUCCAAAAGGUGACGAUGAUUUAGGACUUGAAACGGGGUAUAAAGAUAGUCAUCGACUUGUAUUGUAAUUCUUGCCAAAUCGUCCUAGUUUGUUUUAACCGUGGAGAACAUAUCAUACAUGUGGUGUUGUGGUUAUUACGUGUGGUGUAAGGGCUUUUUAUUACGGUGGGCAAGCUUUGAACAUUCCAUUCAAAAGCUUAUCAUUUGCACUUCAAUUUACUUUCUUAGCCAAAGGUUCCCUGUCCCACUUCCCCUCUCCUUCCCCCCGUUUUCUCUCACGGGUUUACAGAGGCCCCCAUUUUUUCCUUUCCGACUUGGUGGGAAAUCAUAUUAGGAACUGACAUCCAGAGCUUGCUCGGCAAGGAGACCUCUUUUGAUACAUGCAAGGAAUGCAGAUUAGUGUUAGAAAUUCUGGUUGGCUUGAAUCAACAGCCUAUAUUUCGCAACAACUCAAAGUCGACUAGAGUUUUGAAGAAGCGUAGAGGUAUAAACAACCAAGACUGAUGUUGCCGUUGAUCGGCGAAAGCUCGGAUUUAUGAAACAUUUUACUUUUUACAGCAGUGUAAGGCUUCAUUCGAUUAAUUUAUAUAUAUUUCAACAAUGCUGCUGAAGGACAACAUGAACAGAUUAUUAACCAAGACUACGGUUACACAUUACCGAACGGAUCUAUUAGAAACUUUCGUUCAAUUAGGUACAGCUUCCUCUUAGUCCCAUGCCACCGUUUGAAAAUUCAGACACGUAACCGUUCAAAAUUUGAACUCCAAAUAAAGUCGUUAUGCUGAAAAAUAGAACCGGCGACGCCAUGUUAUCACUUUUCCUCGUUCAAAUUUUUGUACGGCGUGGGUGCGUGAUGACUCGGCUUCUUUUCAAAGUAUGUUAUUCGUGAUCGUGUACCAUAUGAUAAAGAAAAUUAUUAUGAUAAAUUGUACUUAACUACAUAUUAAAUAUAGCGUGUGAUUUAAAAGUGAAGAUGAUUAAAAGAACGUAUAGUAUUCAGUAA